AUGCGGGGCUGCGGCGGUACAGCAGCGCGGCUGCCGGGGAGCUUUCUACCGCUACAGGAGCUGUCCCUAGCUGGUCCAGGGUCUGUCCCCAGCCGCUACAGGGUCUAUUCAGAGCCGGUUCAUGAGUUUUUCCCAGCCGUACUGCUCGUUCUCCUCGGCCGGCCUGGGGGCGUUCGAGGCGCACGUGGCCGCGCAGCACCCCGCGGUGACCCCGACCCCACUGGGCCGCUACCACGCCGCGCACCCCCCCGGGGGGGGCCCGGCCCAUCAGCACCCCACACCCAACGGGCUCCUCCAGAGGGGCCGGGGCCCCGCAGAGAACGGGCCCCCCCUCCACCAGGGGCCCCCCCUCCUCCACGGGCCCCCCCUCCUCCAGGGGCCCCCCCCUCCUCCAGGGGCCCCCCCCUCCACCAGGGGCCCCCCCUCCUCCAGGGGCCCCCCCUCCACCAGGGGCCCCACGUGGCCCCCCUCCUCCAGAGGCCUCCCAACUUCGCGGCGGUCCCCAAGGUGGCGGUGCCGCUGAGCAGCAGCCGGUACGACCCGGCGCUGGACGUCAGCCCCGCCCUGAUGGCGUCGUUCGGCCGCUUCCCGUACCCCACGCAGGCGGAGCUGAGCUGGCUGACGGCGGCCUCGCGCCACCCCGAGGGCGCCAUCCGCGCGUGGUUCACCACGCAGCGGCUGAAGCAGGGCAUCACCUGGGCCCCCGAGGAGGUGGAGGAGGCCCGCAAGAAGAUGUUCAACGGCUCCAUGCCGCCCGCCCACCACACCUUCACGGCCCCCGCCCCCCGCCGCCGCCGCCGCCGGGCCCCGCCCCCGCUCCCCCCCCCACCGCGCCGCCGUGUCUCCAGCUACGCCCUGGUGCGGCCCCGGGCCCCGGAGCAGGCGGAGCGCCCCGUCAUGGCCGUGGCCCCCAACGCCGGGGACCCCAGGGACAAGGGGCUGAUGGCCCCGCCCCCGCCGCCGCCACCCUUGAAGGACCGCCCCCCCGUCGCCGCGGAGACGAAGCGGCCCGCGGCGACGCCCCUCGUCGCCUCCGACCCCAAGAGGAAGCACCCGGGGGGGGGGGCCGGCCCCGCCCCCGCCCCAGGGGGCCCGCCCCCCCCGUGCUCCUCCCCCCCGUCGCUGGCCCGCCGCUUCGCCGCCCCGCCCCCGCCCAUCAUAGCCCCGCCCUACAAGAACUACCGCCUGCCCCUCCCCCCCCUCUCCCCCCAGGAGAAGCACCCCCUCACCCACGCCCUGCUGGCCCCGGACCCCCGGCCCCCCCCCCCCGGCGGCCCGGCGGCCCAGCAUCAUCCAGCCCCCCCGCCCCCCCCACCGGGGGCCCAAGGAGCAGCAGGGCCGCGAGCCCAGGGGCCCCUCCCCCUGGCCCGACAAGGUGCUGACCCCCCUGUGCGAGGCCAACGGCGUGCCGGGGGGGGGACCCCCAGCACCACGGCGGAGGGGGCGCCCCCCCCCCCGGGGAAGGCCCCGCCCCCGCCGGGUCAGUUCCCCCUGCUGGAGCGCAUGAAGGGGAAGACGGCGGCGCAGCUGGCGGCGCUGGAGGAGGGCUUCCUGCGCGGCACGGGGCUGCCGUCGCACGGCGAGGUGGACGCCCUGGCCGCCGCCGCCCGCCUCUCCCGCCACGAGGUGCGCGGCUGGUUCCUGGAGCGCCGCGCGCUGCGCGACACGCUGGAGCAGGCGCUGCUCAACUCCAUGGGGGCCCGGAGGGUGGCCCCCCCGGGGCCCGACCGGAGGCACCCGACCCCGCCGCCGCUCAACGGCACCCACAAGGGCAGGGGCGGGGGAGGGGGCCACCUCAGGAGUCCUCCUCCUCCCCCCAUCGUGGCCCCUCCCACCCCCGCCCCCCCGCCGCCCCCCCCCUUGAGGGAGGGCGGGGCCUCGGGCCGCUGGCCGUCCCCUGAAGACCUGGUCCAGCUGGAGGCCCGGACCGGCCUGCCGCGCGCCGACCUGCUGCGCUGGUUCAGCGACAGCCGGCCCGCCCUCCACAGGGGGGGCGGGGCCGGGCCGCCGGGGGGGCGGGGCCUUCUGCUGGAGAACCACUGGGAGGGCGGGGCCACGGUCAACGGCCUCGACGCGCCGGAGGCUAACGCUAGCAGGUUAGCCGAGAGCUACUCUAGCAGCCAGCAGCACCUGGAGCUACAGGACUGGUUCAGCAGCCGAUUGAUGCAGCAGAGUCCUCUGGAGAUGAAGGGUGGAGCCGGGGGUGGAGGAGCAGCGGAGGUGCUGGGGAGCUGGGUGGGGAACGGCUGCCUGACGCGGGGCCUGGAGCACCAGCAGCAGCUGGAGGGUUAAAGCUCCCCUGGGGUCACUGCUGUCUCCAUGACAACGCCAGGCCCACCAGAUGAAGACGAGGAAGAUGAAGAGGAUGAGCGUUUUUUUUUAUAACGAAGGAAACCACUUAGUGUGGGUCACAUCCCAUAAUGCCGUGCAUGGGGAGGUUCCCAUAGCAACAGACCUAUCAACUAGUCCGGGACGAUGCCGGACGCUUUCGGAGCGCGUCGUUCGGGGAUUCGAACCCUCAACCUCCUGGAUUAUCCCCCCCCCACUGAGCACGAUGCCUGCACCUUAAACCCCUGAACCUCCCCUUUAAGACCCCCCUGAACCUCCCCUUUAAGACCCCCCUGAACCUCCCCUUUAAGACCCCCCUGAACCUCCCCUUUAAGACCCCCCUGAACCUCCCCUUUAAGACCCCCCUGAACCUCCCCUUUAAGACCCCCCUGAACCUCCCCUUUAAGACCCCCCUGAACCUCCCCUUUAAGACCAGCCUGAACCUCCCCUUUAAGACCCCCCUGAACCUCCCCUUUAAGACCAGCCUGAACCUCCCCUUUAAGACCCCCCUGAACCUCCCCUUUAAGACCCCCCUGAACCUCCCCUUUAAGACCCCCCUGAACCUCCCCUUUAAGACCAGCCUGAACCUCCCCUUUAAGACCCCCCUGAACCUCCCCUUUAAGACCCGCCUGAACCUCCCCUUUAAGACCCCCCUGGCACCUCCCCUAUAAGACCCCCCUGGCACCUCCCCUUUAA
Messenger RNA from Gadus morhua (Atlantic cod), 3024 nucleotides. It is a transcript of the gene zhx2b, whose product is annotated as zinc fingers and homeoboxes 2b. Gene Ontology annotation, biological process: regulation of transcription by RNA polymerase II. The record is from RefSeq and is a predicted model, not a curated record. Gene Ontology annotation, molecular function: DNA-binding transcription factor activity, RNA polymerase II-specific; DNA binding. NCBI's taxonomy places the organism in Eukaryota, Metazoa, Chordata, Actinopteri, Gadiformes, Gadidae. Gene Ontology annotation, cellular component: nucleus.